Messenger RNA from Fonsecaea pedrosoi CBS 271.37, 1284 nucleotides. RefSeq lists its product as uncharacterized. The record is from RefSeq and is a predicted model, not a curated record. NCBI's taxonomy places the organism in Eukaryota, Fungi, Ascomycota, Eurotiomycetes, Chaetothyriales, Herpotrichiellaceae. The transcript is spliced from 2 exons. Bases 1 to 1284 code for a protein of 427 amino acids.
AUGAAGAAGAUAGGGAGGAAGAAUGACGAAGGCGACGAGGAUAACGAUUAUAUCCUCGACGACCGCGCCGAAGAUGCUAGCUUGCCUAUACCUCUGGUUAACAAUCGCAAUACCGGAAGCGACAUUCUGAGCGAAUUGACCUUCAAACUUAGCAUCUUACUGUGUCGGGACGAAUUUACAGAUGGACAGCCUUCCUCCAGCGGCCCCGUUUACAUCAGCGGUAUUCUCGCCUUCACAACCGACGGAGCCGGGUUUCAGACUCCUCGUCUUCAUACGCCCACAAUAUCUGCAUUAAUUCAUCUUCAGCUCCUUCUAUUUCUCGAAGAUAUUCUUCCUUGUCGCCAAUAUCCACACCUGAAAAUCCCUGUUCGACCGGGCCGCGAUCACCUGGAAAUUCUCAACUCAGUUCGAUGCCGGUACAUGUGUGCCGGCUCCUUGACACCCCUAGGCGAGAUGAUUAGCCUCCUUGAUUACGGCAGAAGUAUGCUCCGUUUAGAACUGCCGGCAUUCUUUAUGCGAUGGAGCGAUGAUCGCCAGACCAUCUUCUUCGAUGAUCACAGCCUCCACAUGGAUCAAUUUCGAUGUUUUGCCCGGUCGCUCUCUGAUUCCGCCGCCGAUUUAUACGAUCAGCUGGUGCGCCAAUGGCGACCCGAAGUAUCAUUAGAGGGUAUCAAGGAUAGCUUCAGCAAUAACACUCCAGGAUACUCGUUCGUCUAUGAUCCAGCCAACCGAUUAUACGAUGUAUAUCUUCAGCUUUCCACCAGUGUUUGCGGUAUGGGCCCAAACGCGCUGAUUCAAUACGGUGAAUGGGAUCUUCCGGCUGUUAUUGAGUAUCUUCAACUACACGAUCGAGCGCUCCACGCCUUAGGGCAAGCUAUGGCCACCAACGACGGGGGAGUGCCUCGUCUCGGUGAGAUGUUUACCAUCCUAUUACGAAAUGGUCCGAUGAGCCCGCGUGGCGUUUACGUCUAUGACUGGACGAUGAUGACUUUCGUGCGAUAUACCAAAGCCCAACACAACACUAAUCGCGAAUUUUGUGUAGCGCGGUUUUCGUCACCUUCACUUCGUUGUGUAUUGUUCUAUGAGAUGGUAUACGUUCGGCCGUUGAUCAACAUGCUUUCAAGGUACCUACCACCAACGAUCUCCUAUUUUCCACCAAUCCGGUGGUUGCUCGACAAGCCUCUUAUCGCCAUUGGACGACUAAUGAUCUUACUUCCGCUUUCCGCCAGAGUAGCAAUUGCAUUCUUGGGUAUCCAAUGGGGUCGCGGUUACUUCGUCAAGUGA